Morone saxatilis (striped sea-bass) is the source of this 3653-nucleotide messenger RNA. It is a transcript of the gene irx2a, whose product is annotated as iroquois homeobox 2a. Gene Ontology annotation, biological process: cell development; neuron differentiation; regulation of transcription by RNA polymerase II. Gene Ontology annotation, molecular function: RNA polymerase II cis-regulatory region sequence-specific DNA binding; DNA-binding transcription factor activity, RNA polymerase II-specific. The coding region runs from base 296 to 1849 and encodes 517 amino acids. NCBI's taxonomy places the organism in Eukaryota, Metazoa, Chordata, Actinopteri, Moronidae. The record is from RefSeq and is a predicted model, not a curated record. The transcript is spliced from 3 exons. Gene Ontology annotation, cellular component: nucleus.
UUCCUUCCUAACUCCUCACUUCAUAGUGCUGCGUACUAAAAACAUCGGACGCUAGGGGAUCAAGACGCAUGCCACAUUGCCUCUAUGAGGGCACUUUAACAGAUCUUUCGGGGUUUUUUUCCCAGUAAGGGGGCUGUGGAGGGAGGACGUUUUUUUUUUUUAUUUUCAUUGUCUGAUGACUGUUUGCACGGCUGAUUAUUGAGUUGAUUGUUUAUUAUUUUGGCUGUUGUUGCCCGACGCCCUGCGCGUUUUUUUCCUCCCUUUUUGGAAUCGGCAACCUAUCCCGCGCUCACCAAUGUCCUAUCCUCAGGGUUACCUCUACCAGCCCCCGGGCUCUCUGGCUCUUUAUUCUUGUCCGGCUUACGGGGCCUCGGCUCUGGCUGCUCCGCGGAAUGAAGACUUGGCGAGGUCGUCCUCUGGCUCAGCCUUCAGUCCCUACCCGGGAUCGGCAGCUUUCUCCGCCUCGGCCGGUGCCGGCUUCUCCAGCCCGCUGUCAUACUCCACGGACCCAACUACGGGAUUCCCAUCCUACAUGAGCUCUCCAUAUGACGCGCACACGACGGGCAUGGCCGGGGCAUUGAGUUACCACCCAUACGGGAGUCCGGGGUACCCCUACCAACUCAACGACCCGGCUUACCGCAAAAACGCCACCAGGGACGCCACGGCCACCCUGAAGGCCUGGCUGCAGGAGCACAGGAAGAACCCCUACCCGACGAAAGGGGAGAAGAUCAUGCUGGCCAUUAUCACUAAGAUGACCCUGACGCAGGUCUCCACAUGGUUCGCCAACGCCAGGCGGAGGCUCAAGAAGGAGAACAAGAUGACCUGGGCGCCCAGGAAUAAGAGCGAAGACGAGGACGAGGAGGACGGGGACGGGGAGAGGAAGGAGGUGGAGCGCUCUGAGAAAACCCUGGAUAACAGCGAGGCUUCAGCGGAGGACGAAGGUAUCAGCUUGCACGUUGACACCCUGACGGACCACUCCUGCUCGGCAGAGUCUGACGGGGAGAAGGUCAGCUGUCGUGUGGGAGAGCUGGGCUCCGACCGGGCCGGCGACAAAUGCGACGAGGACGACGACGACCAGAACCACGACCCGCGGGCUCAGCUCUCGCCCAAGCCCGUCACGUCGUCGCCUCUCACGGGAGUAGAGGCUCCGGUUCUCAGCCAUCACCACCACAACCACCACCACCACCACCUCCAACACCUCCACCAUCUCCACAGCCAGCGCGAGGAUUUGGCCCGGAGCCUCGUCAAUAGCAACAAUAUCAAUACCAAUAAAUCGUCCUCAUGCCUUGACAGCAGACCCUCAUCGGGGCCGCCUCAGAACCCCACAGUCAAGCCCAAAUUGUGGUCGCUGGCGGAGAUUGCUACCUCGGACCAAAAGCAGCAACAUCAGCAACAGCAACUGGGGCAGCCUGGGCAACCAAACUGCCCCUCCUCCAGCGGUGGCCUCCUUACUCCCCCCACGCCUUCUACCACCUCCCCGGCUGCCAGUUCCCCCUCCCUCUACUCGGCCCCCUCCAUCCUUGGAAGACCUAUUUAUUACACUUCUCCCUUUUAUAGCAAUUACACAAACUAUGGCAACUUCAGCCCCCUGCAGGGCCAAGGGAUCCUGCGGUACACUAAUUCAUCUGGAGUGAGUCUGGCUGCUGCCGCCGCCGCUGCCGCCGCCGCCGCCGUUGCAAACGAGGGUCUCAGCUCCUCUCACCAGGCUCUGGAGGCGAGCACAAACCCUAAACACAGGCCAGACUCCCCCCUCGUUAAAAAUAACCCAAACCAGAUUGUUGUUGUCGAGCAGCAGCAGCAGCAACAGCAUUUCAGAUCCGCAAAUUUAGAAGCAAAGAAAGGUACGUAAUAACCUGACGCGGCGCGCUGUAGAAGGCGAUUUAAUCUGGUGUUGAGUCUUGAGGUUGUGUUCUUCUUUCACGGGGGAGGGAAAUCGCACCACGGUGGAAGGAAAAUGAGCUCACUUGUUUCCAAUGCAAAUCAACUGGUUUUUCUUUGUGUCACUUGUCAUUGCAGUCACACUAUGGUAUGGUCUGGCAGGUUUGUUGCCUUAUAUAAAAAAAAGUAAAAUAAAAAAAAUACGACUCUUAUCAAGCGAGUUUGCAUGAGAAACAAGUGGCACCACUGGCAGAUUUCCACUUGCUUUAAGAUGAAUACGAUUUUGGGACUAAAUAUGAGACUAAAUGACUUAUUAUAGAUUUUACAGCGCCGUCUGAGUAAAUGAACCUGUACUAUGGCCUAUAAUUCGUUUUCAGCGCAGUGCAUUUUCUGAAAUAAUCAAUUUAUAAUUGUUCUCCAUGGUUUAACAAUAUGCACAUUUUGGUCUCUCUGACAUUGCAUCAUUACGCACGAGGCGAUGGGGACUUUCAUUUGCAACAAUCUCGCAUUAGGAACCAGUAGGUAUGUAAUAAGAAAAACCUAUUACAAACAAACGUGCUAGAGUACACCUACAGAUAGAGACAUCCAUAUAAACCCAUUUAAAGUCAGGCCUCUCCAUGCGCAUUUACGCACACAGACACACACACACAGUGGGCCUCCCAAAACCUUAUCUUCCAGCUCGGGAUAAUUAAAAUCACACAGGGUCAGCCAAAAGCAAACAAAUCAGUUAGUUUGCUCUGUGCACUCAUCGCGCAACUUCACAUCUUCAAAUGUCACUGAGGUGGUUGUGGCGCUCUCCUCGCUCACAUCCAAAGCUUUGCCUACACGCCGCUCGGUAGUCUGUAGUCGUUUUGUUGCUUUUUUAUUAGCGGUAAUUAGGCAGUGGGGAUUUUAAUAAGCACUCGCAGUGGAGCUGUUUUGGGUAGACUUUGUGCUUUCUGGGUUUGUGGAGGGAGUUUGAUCAUUUGAUCGUGUGGGAUUUUUUUUAUUUCCAUGGUCUGCAGGUAGGUGUCACAAUUGCUUUGAGUAUAAAGCGAGUUAAGGCCACCACCUUUUAGCCCCAUGUUUUAACCCCCAUAACCUUUACUCCAAACCGGAUCUAGUGCCACCAUAUAGUAGGAAUGAAAGCUGCUACCGCCUCCUCAGCUCCACACAGGCUGAGACUCUCUCUCACAGCACAUAUGUUUGUCAGAUUAUUACUGUUGUAUCAUUUCAGCUGUUUUGUUUUUGAUGCAUUGUGGAUAAUAAUUUCAUAUGCUGGUUUGAAAAAGAUCUCCCAUUAUAUGUGAUUUACAUGUUAUUUCUCAGGUUCCUAUAGUUUGCUUAUUUGCCACGGUAUAUUAUUUUAGUAGAUAUUUACGUGUGGAAAACAUAAUUUGGCCUUUCUAUGAAACCGUAUUUGUAAAAGGAGGCGUCUCCGGACGCAAAGCGGACGGAGCUGAAGUGAACUUGAGGACUUCAAAGUGGAAUAGCCUACAUUUGAUAUUUAUUUUUUUAAAUGAUGGCGAAAUGAUGCCUAUAAUUUAUGCAAGUUGUAUUGCAAAAAUGGGAAACUGACAUCGUCUGUUUGUUUUGUAAAUAUAUAUAUAUAUUAUGGACGGUUUUUAUUUGAGACGCAUUUGGGAAAAAGCUACACAAUCUUGUUAUCAGGAGAACUUUUACUAAUUUAUAUCUUUGAAUGUAAAUAAAAUAAAACACGCUGGUAUUGAUGUACUGGCGGGGUAUGAUAUUCAUUAUUCAAAGGAGAAAAUAUUAAACUGUUUUCCCAACUAUUA